Phlebotomus argentipes is the source of this 1293-nucleotide messenger RNA. Its product is annotated as UDP-GalNAc:beta-1,3-N-acetylgalactosaminyltransferase 1-like. Gene Ontology annotation, cellular component: membrane. The transcript is spliced from 2 exons. The coding region runs from base 1 to 1293 and encodes 430 amino acids. Gene Ontology annotation, molecular function: hexosyltransferase activity. NCBI's taxonomy places the organism in Eukaryota, Metazoa, Arthropoda, Insecta, Diptera, Psychodidae. The record is from RefSeq and is a predicted model, not a curated record.
AUGAUCGGUCACAGAACCUUUCAAGCCAAAUCCCGGCGGAAAUAUUGGAUAUUCUUCUUCCUUGUGUUUCUCGCGUGUUCAUUUGUGAUGUGGAAGAUAGGAAAAUCUCAAAAUUAUGUGCAAAUCAUCCAGAAUAUCACCGAGAGUGAAUUUGUUGCUCCUGAUCGACGUUUCCUGAUCGAUCUCAGAGACUUUGACUAUGUCAUCAACCAAAAGUCCUGCAGACAAUUAAGGACACAACCAAAGUUUAUCGUCCUGAUUCACAGCGCGCCGCGAAAACGGGAAAACAGAGACAACAUCCGACAAAGCUGGGGAGGAUGGAAAGUUGACCAUCGCGUCCUGUUUCUCUUGGGAACAGUUGAAUCGCAGGAUUUGCAAAGGGAAAUCCAGACGGAAAGCGACUUCUUCCAAGACAUUGUUCAGGGCAAUUUUGUGGACACUUACAGAAAUCUUUCCUACAAACACGUCAUGGCAAUGAAAUGGGCCACAGAAUUCUGCCCUGAAACCAAAUUCAUCUUCAAAUCAGAUGAUGAUGUUUUCGUUAAUACAGCUCUUAUUUCCCAAUACAUUCAAAGAAUGAAAAAUCCUAGUAAUUUUAUUACCUGUGAUCUCUAUUGGCCGCAAAAAGUCCUACGAGAAACGAAAUCCAAAUGGUACGUUUCUCCUGAAGAAUAUCCGAAUGCGACUUAUCCUGUCUACUGUCCAGGAUGUGGAGUUCUCUUAACAAGCGACGUGGCUCAGAAGCUCCACAAGGCGGCAGAAACCACACCCUUCUUUUGGGUGGAUGAUGUUUAUGUUCUGGGCAUACUUAGAGAGAAGAUCAAUGCGAGAAUAACAGCAGUGGAUAAACUUCUGCUCAAGUCUAGAAUAACUGAUGAAAUAUUCUAUGAGAAAACAAGGAACAUCACAGAUUGUCUCAAUUAUAUGUACAGUUUAGAAUUACAGAACGAUCAGAUAAAAGAACUCUGGCAAGUUGUGAAGAAAUACCAGGAAAACGGAUACUAUACUGUUAAUGCAACAAAACUGAUUCUGCCAAUAAAGGGAUGCAAUAGCAACUUCUCCCUGAAGGGGAGAAAGCUGAGACGCCUCAACGGACGUUCAGACGCAGGGAGCGCCCUGAUUCAACCCUCCACGACACGGGAAUCCUCCGCUGAUAAACCCCGGUAUUGUAGAAGAACUCUUCACACACUCACUGACCCUUGGUACUCAAUGGCAGCGUGCAGAGAUGUUGUUCUCAAGUGUGUUCUUUGGGAAAAUCAGUCGGAGAGCUCCUCUUCCUGGCGGUGUUACUAA